This is a messenger RNA of Penicillium brasilianum, 1707 nucleotides long. NCBI's taxonomy places the organism in Eukaryota, Fungi, Ascomycota, Eurotiomycetes, Eurotiales, Aspergillaceae. The record is from the annotation of a GenBank genome assembly.
AUGUCGCUCGUGCAGCAUGUUUCCGCCAUCGAGGGUGUUGACCACGAUCCAGAAGCUGAAAUUGAUGAAGAUUUCAGGCCGAUUGCGCGCAAAAUCAGCUACGAUGUGUUACAGACACCAAGUCACCCCGUUCCGGAUGAGGAACAGCCACCGGCAACUCCCGCCUACAAUGUUUCUGCGACCAAGAGAUUGAUGCAGGUCAUCUUCACCAUUCUGGCAUGUUGGGCCGCAUCAGGUAUCCUGUUUGGAUACGCAGCUCUGAAGCCCAUACUGGUAGAAGAGGGUCUCUAUCAUGACCAAUGUACUCACGAAGAACUGCAGGAAGGAGUCGAACUUUGUGUCCAGCAGGACUUGAGACUCAACCUCUGUUUCACCAUUGCAUCUAUCACAGCGAAUGUUUCGGCAUUGCCCGUUGGGACAAUCCUUGACCACUAUGGAUCACGCGUCUGUGGCCUAAUUGGCAGUGUACUCCUUGCCGUGGGCAGUCUCUUUAUGUCAUCUACAUUCCUCUGGCCAGAAUUCCAAGGAUUCGUCGCCGGCAACUUCUUUCUAGCAUUUGGCGGAACUUUCAUCUUUGUCCCGUCUUUUCAAAUUGCAAAUGCAUUCCCCAAAUAUGCAGGCUCCAUCGUCGCGCUUGUGACAGGAGCAUUCGACGCUUCUGCAGCUGUAUUCCUCCUCUAUCGGCUUGUCUACGAGGCCUCAGCUCGCAGAGUUACCCCCGAUAAAUUCUUCCUGGGCUACCUAGCCGUUCCGGUCUUGAUUAUCUUUGCGCUUCUCUCCUUCAUGCCAAAGCGUGAAUACUACUCAACACUUCGAUUGGAAGACCAGAUUGAAAAGGCUGAAGACCCUACUCGUGACGUGCAUGAUUCCGAUAGCGAUAUCGAUAGCGACAGGGAGUUACAGCGCGUACGAAGUAGGCGCGCGGAACAGCGACAGGAGAUACUCGAGAACAUCAACGAGGUGCUCGGCGACGAAGACGAGAGACAGCAACGGGCCGAGCGCGAGGAAGAUCGUCAUCAAAUCAGUCAGGUCUGGGGUGUACUGCAUGGACUGCCAGCUCACCGGCAAAUGAUGACCCCGUGGUUUAUUCUGAUCACUCUGAUGACUAUUAUCCAAAUGGUUCGUAUGAAUUAUUUCAUUGCAACUGUUCGAUCGCAGUACGAAUACAUGCUUGGCUCUGUUGAGGACGCCAUACGAAUCAACGACUUCUUCGACGUCGCACUACCCGUCGGUGGUAUUCUUUUCACCCCCGUUAUUGGGGGAUUGCUGGAUCAUCUGAGUGUACCGUCGACGCUCAGUCUUAUUGUCGCUUUCACCACCAUCAUUGGCAUUCUGAACUCUAUCCCGGCCAUGUGGGCAGGAUAUAUGACCAUCAUACUUUUCGUCCUGCUCCGACCCCUCUAUUAUUCAGCCAUGUCCGACUAUGCAACCAAGGUGUUUGGUUUUGCAACUUUUGGUCGGGUCUAUGGGACUAUCAUUUGCCUCUCUGGGUUGGUCAAUUUCUCUCAAUACUGGCUGGACUCACUUACCCAUGGACGGUUCAAUGGAAACCCAGUUCCUAUCAAUGUGGCCUUGGUAAUCGCUGGUUUCGUUGUCGGUGUUGUGCUCGUAGGAUUUGUCUUUGUGGCGGGUUGGCGGCUUAGGAACGAGGAUGGCAACGAGCAUGAGAGGGAGCCAUUGUUGUUGGAGGUCGACGAGGAGGAAUGA